AUGGCGAUUGUGAGCUUCUUCUCGGAGCUGCCCAUUGAAGACACGCUUGUGGAUUUGCAGACAGAGGCAGCGAGCUUGGAUGAUGCCCUUGCCAAGCUCGUGGCCAAACAACAAACUGCGUCUCCAACCCGUUCCCUCGUCAGCGCCCUGCACACCAUCGUCCAGAACAACCACGAGGUGCUUGACACAGUCGAGUCGAAGCUGAGCAAGUAUGGAUUCGCGCCUGCUGAUCCCUUGCCGUCGCUGGAUGACUUGCUGCUCAGCUGCAAGGAUCCAGAGGGAGACAACCAGGACAACACGUUCUGCAUUGACAGCGACACGUCCCAGCACGCCUCCGACAGCUACACCAUCUCCGCAGACACAUGGCACGAUGACGACGUGUUUGCGCAGCAGGCGGCCAAGGGCUGUGCUGCAGACACGCCCGCUCAUCAAGGUGAUUCCAGCGUGGAUGGCACUGUCUCGGGAAUUGCAUCCCCUGCGCAUACCAACAACAGCAGCCAAGAGGCAGGUGCGUACGAUGGAGAAGCACAGGGCGAGGUGUCAUCGCUCUCGGAACCGCCACAGUCCCCGCACACGUGUGCGCCAGAGCCUCCUAUGCCCAGCCCGUCCCCGCCCAUGCUCAGCCGCACCAAGAUCAAACUGUCCGCCACAACGAUGGAAGCGCUCAAGCGAGCAGACAGCCUCUCACCACCACCAGCCAUGCAGAUGACAACCGGCAUGACGGAACGCGAUGCCAAGUACCGCAACAGCUUUGACUCGGACAUGUCCCCGCUGCCCAUGUCCACCAGUCUGCCGCGGGCGUCCUCCACGACUGCCCAUACGAGCAGCGCCAGCACCGACACUCACAGCAGUGAAAAGGCAGUGCGUGAUGGCGACGAACACGGUGUAGGGGAAGGUUCGUUUACUGACCACAUCGCCAGGACCUGCCCGAGCAGCAGCGACAAGGAUGCUGCUCACCUUGACUUUGGCCUCGGCCAUCUUGCGUCGUUUGGCAGUGCGCAUGACGAGCAUGCAGAGCAAUCCACGCACCACAGCACACAGGCAGAGACACCUCAUGCCACCACUGCUACCGCGGACACGAACCCACUCGACCUGUCUGCGCUGUCACCGCCCCCUUUCAACAUGAACAGUGAUUUUCGCGCCAAGUACGCCCGAACGCAGCCGAACAACACCACCAACAUGAGCAGCAAGGACGUCUGUGAGGAGGAACAAGCACGCGCAGACGCAGCACCCACACCUGUCACUGAAGCUGAGGAGGUCGUCCACGCAGAUAGUGAUGGCGAUGAUGGCGAUGGCGUUGUUGACGAGUAUGGCGAUGAUCGUGAUGUGUCCACAUUGCCUCAGGCAGUGGAGGACAACAGCGGCCAUGCAAGCACGCACAACACGCAGGAAACCGUGAGCGCCGGCGAGCCUGUGGAUGACACGUGCCAGUCUGUGUACGCAGACGAUAUGAAUGACAGUCUGACCGCGCACGUGCAUGAGAUCCUGCGCGAUCUGUCGUCGACAGAAUUCUCCUCGCUGCCCUCCUUUGUCCAAGCGCAGGUGUCGGUGGAGGAGUUGAACGAGGUCAUUCUGGCGCUGCGCGAAUGCCUCAAGAACGUGGGCUCUGUUGAAGUGACGCUGAGCGAAUCACAGCUCAGGGACGAUUUGUGUCUUGGAUCCAAGACCAAGGCGUGCAUUCUUGCUCUCAUCAAGACAGGGCGGAUGAAGUCCCAGGGCAUGGCGGAUGGCACGACCGUUUAUGGGUUUGUCAACUAA
This is a messenger RNA of Salpingoeca rosetta, 1758 nucleotides long. RefSeq lists its product as uncharacterized. The coding region runs from base 1 to 1758 and encodes 585 amino acids. NCBI's taxonomy places the organism in Eukaryota, Choanoflagellata, Craspedida, Salpingoecidae. The transcript has 6 exons. The record is from RefSeq and is a predicted model, not a curated record.